AUGUCUCAAUUCAUCGAUCAUCCCUUCUUCCCGCGCGCCAUAUACUCUCGCGACUUCCAACAAUGCAUCUCAUGCGAUUCAACAGCACCGUCAUGCCCCGUCUGCGAUGAGGGUUACACAUGUACGAUGAUCAGUCAAUCGUGUAGCCAAUGCGCCACUACCAAAUGUGUUCAGACGUCCACUUCCGGCAGCAGCUCCGGCAACUCGUCAGACGGAGGCGGUAGCAAUGUGGGCGCUAUUGCAGGAGGAGUCAUUGGUGGGGUCGCUUUCAUUGCUAUUGUCACAUUUCUGAUCUGGUUUUUCUUCGUUCGCAAGAAGCGGAGUGAAUACGAUCAGCAAGGUGGUGACACUGCAGAAAAGAGAAGCGCAUUCGGAGACGCUCGUCAGUCUCGGAAAUCGACCAACUCGAUUGCCUCGACAGUCUUGACUCGCGCAUCAAAUGUCAUUCAGAUAGCCUAUAUCCCCGGUGUCACCAACCGAUCACCGCCAGAAACCCCGGGCUCACUGGUGCCGCCGGUCCCGCCUCUUCCUGGCGCCUCCCCGGACCAGCACUUCUUUAUGCCAGGCGACUUGCGCGACUCGGCCUGGUCCGAUGUCUCGCAGGCUCAUCGCAGCUUUUCUCCUAGCUUGCGCAGCAGCGUUGCCACCACCAUCUACCGCAACAACGCCAUCGUCAGCCCGAUGCCUGCCCAGCAGGUCAUGCGCACUCGGGCUGCUGUUGUUAGCAUCCAUAACGGAAACCAGCCUUCAUCCGCACCAGAAACGCCAGCUGUUCCCGCCAUUACCAAAGCACAGCUUGCGAAGGCGGCAUUUACAGAAGCCAACACCAAGAGCUCGAUUGUCGCGCGGACAGUCACCGCCAAACCUGUCAUGGUGAAGGCCACCGGCGCCAAAAAGACCACAAACACACCGACUGUUCAAGCCAUCGAGGAACAGACAGAGUCUAGCUCGUCUAGCACGAGCGACGCACGCUCCAGCAGCACAGCAAAGCCCAAAUUCGAUGCUACGACCUCCACUUUUGAUGCCAGUUCGUCAGACGAUGAGAACGACGACAAGACAUCUCACCACAAGGACAGCGCGGGGCAGACUCCGCGUGCCAGAUCCUCUCACGCCCCAACGGUGAUUGAAGAUUCACCUGCAGUCGAUCAAAGUCCCUUCAAGGACCAACAUGCCUCUCAGAACGAGGCGCGGUCGUCGGCCUUUCUGGAUACGAAUGACGGAUCCAGGUCAAACAGAAGCAGCCGAGUACCACCUCCACGAGUCGAGAGUCCUUUCUCAGACGCGAAUGAGGUGAAAUGA
Messenger RNA from Aspergillus udagawae, 1299 nucleotides. RefSeq lists its product as uncharacterized. The transcript is spliced from 2 exons. The record is from RefSeq and is a predicted model, not a curated record. The coding region runs from base 1 to 1299 and encodes 432 amino acids. NCBI's taxonomy places the organism in Eukaryota, Fungi, Ascomycota, Eurotiomycetes, Eurotiales, Aspergillaceae.